AUGCUACCACCAAAUGCUAUGUUAGUGAAGCUCUUAAUGUGGUUUAUGUAUCUAAAUGUAAUGGUUAAUCAUGGAGAAAGCUCAUACGCAGGGGCAGCUGAUGAUACUUACCACGACCAAAUGAAGCGCAUGGCUUUGAUGAUGAAGGCAUCACAUACUAUCCAAAAUAAGGUGUCCUCGGGCUCACGUGUUCAUCACGUGACUGAGUAUGGUGCUGACCCCACUGGAAGAUUGGACAGCACAGGGGCACUUCAGGAAGCUAUCUCUGUUGCCUUUGCAUCUCCUCUUGAUGGUCACCUGAUUACGGGUGUUGCUGACCUUGGAGGCACUGAAGUUCACCUUGAUGGAGGCACGUACAAGAUCAGCCGUCCAUUGCGCUUACCAGACGCCGGUGGUGGAAACUUUAUGAUUCAUGGUGGAUCCCUUCAUGCAUCUGAUGAUUUCCCGACCGAUCGCCAUUUGAUCGAGUUGUGGUCAUCCUCGAAUGCUUUUGUGUACGAAGACAUUACACUCAAGGAUCUCAUGAUAAACUCAAAUUUCAGAGGUGGUGGCAUUGCAGUUAUAAAUUCACUAAGAAGUACCAUUGACAAUUGUUACAUUUCACAUUUCACCACCAGUGGUAUACUAAUCCAAGGUGGCCAUGAAACCUAUGUUAGAAACUCCUUUAUCGGCCAACACAUCAAUAUUGGCGGUGAUCACCGCGAAAGGAACUUUUCUGGUAUUGGAAUUAACAUCCAAGGAAAUGAUAACGCAAUCACCGAUGUGGUAAUUUUUUCAGCAUCAAUUGGUGUAAUGGUACAAGGGCAAGCCAAUGUGCUCACUGGGGUACAUUGCUAUAACAAGGCCACUACAUGGGGUGGGACCGGAAUUUAUGUUCGGGCUCCCGGGUUGACCCAGACUCGAAUACUGAACUCCUACUUUGAUUUCACGGGUAUUGUGGCGGAGGACCCGGUCCAGCUCCAUAUAGCGGGGUCAUUCUUCCUUGGCAAUGCCUUUAUUUUGAUUAAAUCGCUGAAGGGUGUGGCAUGUGGCAUUAGUAUUGUUGACAAUAUGUUUUCAGGUGAUUAUACGGGUGUCCCAAUCGUCCAACUAGAUCAAUCUAACGGACAGUAUUUUACUACCAUUGAUCAAGUCAUGGUUGACCGAAAUGUAGUACAGGGCAUGGUUCUUAAAUCAACGGUUGCCAAGGGGUCAGUUUGGAGCAAUGGGACUAGAUGGACCGUUGAUUUCUCAAAACUUCUCCUCUUCCCUGAUCUCAUACAAAAUGUGCAAUACACAUUGCAUGCAAGUAAGUCAUUUCCUAAGCAUGUUCUACGAAACGUGUCAAGCAAUCGUGUGACGGUGGAAUCCGACGUGCCAGUUUCAGCCACGUUGCGUGUAUCAGUAGAUCAAAGCAUGAUGGGCUACGUAUAAUUAGGAACCUAAUUGUGAUUAAAAUACGUGUAUAGCAAGCACAUACAUGAUACAAUGAAGUCCUUUUUUUCUUCUUAUGAAAAGUAUCCAUUCAG
Prunus mume (Japanese apricot) is the source of this 1508-nucleotide messenger RNA. RefSeq names its product polygalacturonase QRT3-like. Lineage: Eukaryota; Viridiplantae; Streptophyta; Magnoliopsida; Rosales; Rosaceae. The record is from RefSeq and is a predicted model, not a curated record. Gene Ontology annotation, molecular function: polygalacturonase activity.